Egretta garzetta (little egret) is the source of this 1040-nucleotide messenger RNA. It is a transcript of the gene FBLIM1, whose product is annotated as filamin binding LIM protein 1. Bases 18 to 1040 code for a protein of 340 amino acids. The record is from RefSeq and is a predicted model, not a curated record. Gene Ontology annotation, biological process: cell-cell adhesion. Gene Ontology annotation, molecular function: filamin binding. The transcript is spliced from 8 exons. NCBI's taxonomy places the organism in Eukaryota, Metazoa, Chordata, Aves, Pelecaniformes, Ardeidae. Gene Ontology annotation, cellular component: focal adhesion; stress fiber.
CCAGGUCUGGCCCUUCCAUGGCUUCCACGAUGUUGCCGGGGAAAGCAGAGAAGAGGAUCGCUUCAUCCAUCUUCAUCACCCUGGUGCCACCGCGGAGGGAGGCAGCCACCAAGGAGAAAACCCAAAGGGAGACGGGGCCGGGUGGUGCUGAGGUCCCGGGCACCCGUCAUGCCUGGACCCCACCACCAUGGCCCCCUGCAUUGCCCAACGGAGAAACCUGCCCAGUGGCCCCCAUGCCUUCAUCCCCACCGGUCCUUGUCCUCUCCGAAGCGCCCCAGCCCUUGUCCGCGGAGGCGCUGGGUCCAGCGCUGCAGCAAUUGGACCUGGCGUCACCCGCCACCCUUCAGGCCCCUUCCGCCUUCCCUGCUGAAUUGAAGCCGCCCAAAUGUUGCCAGGAGCAAGCAGGCAAGCUGCUGUGGCAGGGUGCGAAUGGGAACCCAGAGAGGGACAGCUCCAGAGACAUCUGUGCCUUCUGCCACAAAGCGGUGGGGCCCCAGGAGCCAACAGUGGAGGCAAUGCGGAAGCAGUACCAUGCCAACUGCUUCACCUGCCGGACCUGCCACCAGCUCCUGGCUGGCCAGCGCUACUACCAAAAAGAGGGGCGCCCCAUGUGCGACGCCUGCUACCAGGCCACGCUGGAGAAAUGCGCCAAGUGCCGGGGACUGAUCACGGAGCGCAUCGUCCGUGCCCUGGGCAAAGGCUACCACCCCGGCUGCUUCUCCUGUGCCGCCUGCGGCCGGGCCAUUGGCACAGAAAGCUUUGCCGUGGACGAGCGGGACGAGGUGUACUGUGUGGCUGACUUCUACAGGAAAUAUGCUGUGGUUUGCAGCGCCUGUGAGCACCCCAUCAUCCCCAGCGAGGACAAGGAUGCCUACAAGAUCGAGUGCCUAGGACGCAGUUUCCAUGAGAGCUGCUACCGUUGCGAGAGCUGCGGGACGCCCCUGUCGACGGAGCCAACGGAGAACGGGUGCUACCCCCUGGCUGCCCACCUCCUCUGCAAGUCCUGCCACGUCCGCCGGCGGAAUGAGUCGUCCUGCUAA